AUGGAGGUUGUGAAAAUGGAUGAGGUCGUCAAUAAGGCAGAGCCGACGUCGGCGGCGGCUUUUGUGGAAGGAGGAGUUCAAGAGGCGUGUGAUGACUCGUGCAGCAUAUGCCUCGAGGAUUUUUCCGAUAGCAAUCCCUCCACGGUGACGAGCUGCAAGCACGAGUUCCACCUUCAAUGCAUGCUCGAAUGGUGCCAAAGAAGCUCCAAUUGCCCGAUGUGCUGGCAAACUCUCAAACUGAAAGAUCCCACAAGCCAAGAAUUACUUGAUGCUGUGGAACGUGAGAGGAGCCUCAGGUCUGUGCCCCCGCCACGGAGCACGAGAAUAUUCCAUCAUUCGACCCUUGGGGAUUUCGAGCUCCAACAUUUGCCAGCUGGAAUGGACGAUGCGGAACUCGAGGAGCGGAUCAUGCGGCAUUUGGCGGCGAUGAGUGGGGCCCACCGAAUUGCACGGAGUUCGGGCCCGAGGAGCCGUUCGGGCCAUGCCCGCUCGCAGUUUGUGGUGUAUUCUACUGGUGCUGGUGGAGAAGAAGAAACUCCCGAGACGGGCUCUAUGACCGAAAACAAUACAUUUGUUCAUGGGAAUCGGAUUUUCGGCUCGUCAUCACGUGAUAAUAGAGACAAUGCGACGACCCGACCAUCCUUGCCAAAUCGAGACGGCGCGGGCCCCUCGGAGUUCCAUUCAUUUUCCGACACGUGGAGGUCUCGAUUCAGUUCCAUCUCGUCAAAGUACAAAGAGUCGAUUUCGAAGAGCACCAAGGAGUUGAAGGAGAAGCUGUUUUCCCGGAGCCCGAGCAUGGCGGAGAUCGGCUCGGAGGUUCGGAGGGAGGUGAGCGCCACAGUGUCCCGAGUGAUGGAACGGCUCGAAUCCGGAGGGGGUGGGGCCCACACGACGGCGCGUGCGAAUGGCCCCCAGAGUUCUUCGGCUGCCAGUCGGGGGAGGAUGGAUGAUGCUGGCGUUGAUGUGGCGCCGAACGGGAAUGGUCUAUCUACCUUACCUGCGAAUUCGGUUUCGAGUUAG
Molecule: messenger RNA, 1020 nt
Organism: Striga hermonthica
Lineage: Eukaryota; Viridiplantae; Streptophyta; Magnoliopsida; Lamiales; Orobanchaceae
Source: the annotation of a GenBank genome assembly